Molecule: messenger RNA, 1474 nt
Organism: Hevea brasiliensis (rubber tree)
Lineage: Eukaryota; Viridiplantae; Streptophyta; Magnoliopsida; Malpighiales; Euphorbiaceae
Product: peroxidase 12-like
Exons: 3
Coding region: 259-1320 (353 amino acids)
Biological process (GO): hydrogen peroxide catabolic process; response to oxidative stress
Cellular component (GO): plant-type cell wall; plasmodesma
Molecular function (GO): heme binding; peroxidase activity
Source: RefSeq, a predicted model, not a curated record
GAAUGAUAGGAUGCCUCGUGCCUUUUUCCUUUUGAAAAUUUCCAUCUUCCAAAAGUCUAGUUUACUUUAUAUUUAGCCAAACAAUUAAAAGAACAACUUGGUCUACAUAACUUGAUUAUAGUUUAAAAAUUGAAUUGUAAGGGUGAUGUAGCGCAAGAAACAUCUUACACUUUUGAACUCUGAAGAGGCUUGAUGUACGCAGCUGUAUAUGCCUAUAAAUGAGAUACACUUUCUGUCUCCCAGGACACAAAACCAGCCAUGGACAGUGCUAAUUGUUUCACUUAUCUGCUUUUGAUCUCCUUUCUCUUAGUGGGUUCUUGGUUUUGUGCCAUUGGAGCACAAAGAUCUGCUCCUAUAGUGAAUGGUCUUUCAUGGACAUUCUACAAUUCUAGCUGUCCUAAAGUGGAAUCGAUCAUCAGAAAACAACUCAAGAAAGUGUUCAAGGAGGACAUUGGACAAGCUGCUGGCUUGCUUCGUCUCCACUUCCACGACUGCUUUGUGCAGGGAUGUGAUGGAUCAGUGUUGCUUGAUGGAUCGGCAAGCGGACCAAGUGAGCAAGAAGCACCUCCCAAUUUGAGCUUGAGGAAAGAGGCAUUUGAGAUCAUCGAUGACUUGCGAGAGCUGGUGCACAAAGGGUGCGGCCGAGUCGUGUCUUGUGCUGAUAUUGUUGCUAUUGCUGCUCGCGAUUCUGUUUUCUUGUCAGGUGGUCCUGAUUAUGAUGUUCCUUUGGGAAGAAGAGAUGGAUUGACCUUCGCAACCAGAAAUGUAACGUUGGCGAGCUUGCCGGCACCUACUUCAAAUACCAGUUCGCUUCUCACAUCGCUGGCCACCAAAAACUUGGAUGCCACCGACGUGGCAGCCCUCUCCGGUGGUCACACCAUCGGCAUUAGCCACUGUAGCUCUUUCACAAAUCGCCUUUAUCCAACCCAAGACCCUGUAAUGGACAAAACAUUUGCUAAUAAUCUCAAGCAAAUCUGCCCAACAACAAACUCCACCAAUACAACCGUGCUUGACAUUCGAUCCCCUAAUACAUUUGACAACAAGUACUACGUUGAUCUCAUGAACCGUCAAGGUUUAUUUACUUCAGACCAAGAUUUGUACACAGAUUCCAGGACAAGGGACAUUGUCAAGAACUUUGCUGUUAAUGAAACUUUGUUCUUUGAACAGUUCGUGGCUUCCAUGAUAAAGAUGGGGCAGUUGAGUGUGUUGACGGGUGGUAAUGGAGAAAUUCGUGCCAAUUGCUCAGUGAGGAAUUCUGAUAACAAGUACAUGGUGAGUGUGGUGGAAGAGGAUUUGGAGUCAUUGUCUGAGCUGAAAUGAGGAAGUAAUUGCUUUAAAUUUCUAAUAACAAAGCUUCCUGUGGUUGGGCUUAGGCUUGCUUAUCUAUUGUGAAUUGUUAUCAUGUGUACUAAUCUAUGAACAACUAAUGUUGCUUCUUGUUAAUAAAAUAGUUGCUUUCCUCUGUUUGAAUUGA